AUGGAUUUGUUUAAAAAUGAUUGGGUUCGAUGUUGGAGUCGAACACGAACCGAACGAGAACCGAGAACAUUAGGUGCUAUGUUGCCAGUUGCCAUUUUAACAUUCAUUACGAGUUCGGAAGUAGUCGGGUGCAGACGUCAAUCAUAUUUCGGGGUGCCCUUAUCGGGGCAGAGAGGACAUACUGUCGAGUCCUUCAAAGAGGCAGUAAACAAAGACAGGAGGGUCUCUGGAGGAGCCCCUACGAUGAACCCCAGCAAUCAUGGAACCACGAUGCGCAGGACAUUCUGUUAUUCGCCCCGUUCGAGACCGCGCACCACAAUGCUGUAUGCACUUCCGCCGAGUUCGAACAAUUUAAACGGGGGCGGAAACAUGUGGGGCGGAGGACCCAACGGAAACGGGGGCUCCGGCAGCGGAGCCAUCGGGAGGAACUAUUCGGCGGCCAAUAACAGGACUUCACCGACUUUCCAAAAUCGUGGUUCAGGUGCUACACAAGGCAUGCCAUCAGGAGCUAAUCGUUCGAUGCCUCAAGGUGGGAGCAUCAGUUCGAUGGGAAACAGGAACCAGAAUUCGAAUAGAAGCAAUCGGAUGCAGAACUGGUUCAAGGAAUACAGUGAAUAUGAACAAUGUUUUAAUGAGGGCAACGGCAGCGACCGCAACAGCCCCAAAGACCAAACCUACCCCAAACCGUUGUCGUCCCGCAGCGUAGGGCAGGUUUUCUCUUUUGGACCAGAAAUGCCCUCCGACCAGAACGGCGACAGAAGGAACAGCAUAUCGGGGCCCCAGGACAGACCCAGUAUGAGAAACGGUCCCAAUAUGAUGGGACCCAGAGGUGUUCAGGAUGGGCCGAUGCAGAGAGGGAAUAGAGAUUUUAGAAAUAUGAGCAGCUCGGGAAUGGGCAGCUCUUCAAGGUCUGAUAUGAUGGAUCGAGGAGGAGAUUAUCAAUCUUAUUGGAAUGGUAGAGAUAAUAUGAUAUCGCCUGGGUUGCCCCAGGAUGGUGCAUGGUCCAUGGAAGUGGAACAUUCUGUUAAACAUGGAUCAGGCAGUUCAAAUAACUCAGCAAGCAUUUCACCAAACAACAGCGGAUCACCAAACAGUCCAGGUAGCAACAGCCCCCAUUCCUCCCAAGACAAUUCCUCAAGCAGUCCAUCUCGCAAGCGCAGAAGGCUAGUCUCCACAAGAUCUCUUCGGAUAAGAGACGAUGGGCCUAGGGAAAAUGCGACACCUUCCAGUUCUUCAAUGAACAAUCCAUCUCAGGGGAGCUGGAAUGACCAGGGGCCACUCCUACAUCCUCCUCCGCUUGUUAGACAACGCCGAAGCCCUAGACAUCAUUUGUCUUCGAAUAAUAACAACCCGGUUGGUAAUAAUGGACUGAUUAAUGGACACCAGAAUGGUAAUGGUAAUGGACCUCCGCAUAUGCAGAGCAGUCCACCGCCUUUGAGAAGAGCCAGAUAUCGUGAUCGCAACAGUUGGCCUGAAGGAAUUACACCUCUGUUCCAGACAACAGCUCCUUCGACACAUCAACCAUCUCUGGUAGUUGAUAUAAAUGUGCCAGUUAGUUUGCCAUUGACUGCAGAUCAUAUUUGGUCAUAUCCUCCAAGACCACACAUAUCUCUAUGUUCAAAUGGACAUCCACCACAUUUGCAACCUUGUCAGGUACAUGGUAUAUACCAUGCACAAUACCCGACUAGUUGUCAACUGGGGCUGACGCAGUUUGCACCAGCACCUGGUGCCAUUGCAGUACCACAGUAUCAUCAACACAUUCCUACGAGAUCUGAUGGAGCGAUAGCAAUAGCAGAAUCUCUGGAGCAUCACCAGCAUCAUGGAGCAGGUGGCGGAGCACCUCGGGCUCCCCAAUUGUCUUCCUUGGCGCUUACUACACACUCCACAACUCCUCAAAUAGCACAGCUGUCACCUCCACCGCUGUUCAUUACUACUGAGUCUGCCCAACUAGAACUCUACCCGACGAUCCGCUCGCGUCGUGCGGCUCCCCCGAACGUAGGCCUUACCACUGCCCCUAAUGGGGGCGUAUGCUCCGUAGCCGCUAAUUCGGCUGCUGGCGGCGUCCUUCAGCAGCAGACUGCGAUGAGAAGGGCGCUCGCUCGUAUAAGGACACGCGUGGCGGUCGAGACUGCCAUCGACCUCCAUCAUCAUCAUCAGCAGCAACAGCAGCAUUGGCACCAGCAUCAGGCGCAUCAGCAGCAGAUGCAGAAUGCCGCGCAGCAUCAGCAGGCCGCACAAGCGGCAGCCGCCCAAGCAGCAGCCCAGGCCGCCGCCCAGGCAGCAGCAGCAGCUCACGCCGCAGCCCACGCCGUCGCCGCCGUCCACCGCCACGGUCCUCCGAUCAGACGCCGCAUACAGCAGGUGACAGUGCACGCGCUGAACCGUCACGGGGCAACGGCCACCGCCACAGGUCAUCACCGGUUGCACCACCACCACCAUCACCAUCAUCAUCAUCACCAUCCGAAUGGAGGUGCCGGUGGUCACCAUCAUGGACCGCAGCAGCCGCCGUCGGUGGCGCAGCACGCGCAACCGCCACCACCACCGCCGCCGUAUUCGGGGAUACUGCUCAAUUUCCUUGCAAUGUUCCCCUUGUCGCCCUACGGUCCUCCAGAUGGUUCCGUACCCGGUUCAGGUGGUAUGCCAGGGUCGGUUGGGUCCCCAGAUUCAACAGAAACCGAGAAUUACGAGGCUCUAUUGUCUCUGGCAGAAAGACUCGGAGAGGCCAAGCCAAGGGGGCUCGCCAGACACGAAAUCGAACAGCUGCCCAGCUAUAAAUACGAUGCUGAUACACAUACAGGAGAUCAAACAUCCUGCGUGGUGUGCAUGUGUGAUUUUGAAGCUAGACAGGUGCUUCGAGUUCUACCUUGUUCACACGAGUUCCACACAAAAUGUGUUGAUAAAUGGCUCAGGUCAAAUCGUACCUGUCCCAUAUGCAGAGGCAACGCUUCUGAAUACUUCAACAGCAGUGAGUGAAUUAAAAACAAAUAUUAAAUAAAUUACACACAUUUGCAAAAGAUGAAAUUAUAUUUAAAUAAAAAUUUCAUCUUUUCGACCUAUACACAAGAAAAAUAUAAAUAAUAACCCUCUUCCUGAUGCGCGCCUAAAAAUUAAAUAUAUACAUAUAUAAAAAAAUAUAUUAAUAAAUAUUGAACACAUGAAACCAGUUUCGAUGUGUUUCUUUUCC
This is a messenger RNA of Ctenocephalides felis (cat flea), 3184 nucleotides long. Its product is annotated as atrophin-1-like. The record is from RefSeq and is a predicted model, not a curated record. The transcript has 15 exons. The coding region runs from base 1 to 2973 and encodes 990 amino acids. NCBI's taxonomy places the organism in Eukaryota, Metazoa, Arthropoda, Insecta, Siphonaptera, Pulicidae.